AUGCGGUACCUAGGCAUUGUCCUCGACGGUCGGUGGAGCUUCACUGAGCACUUUGCGCGGAAGGCGCCAAAAUUGCUGGCCGCAGCUGGAGCACUCGGGGGACUGCUCCCGAACACCGGGGGACCGGGCAGCACAUGCCGCCGCCUUUAUCAGGGUGUUGUGCGCUCCAUGGCACUCUAUGGGGCCCCAAUAUGGGCAGAAUCCCUGAACGCUCGGAACGUGGCCCUGUUGCGCAGACCCCAACGGGUUAUAGCCACAAGAGCGAUACGAGCGUACAGGACGGUCUCCUUUGAGGCGGCGACGUUGCUGGCCGGCAGCCCACCAUGGGACCUGGAGGCUGGGGUCCUGGCGGCGGUAUACUGGCAAGUUGCGGAAGAGCGGGCGGCGGGAAAUCGUCCACUUCCGGAGGAGAUCAAGCUUUGGAGGGAGGAGGCCAAGGAUGACCUUCUCCGGAGGUGGGAUGAAAGGCUAGAAGCCCCGAGCGCAAGCCGCGAGGUGGUGGGCGCAGUACGCCCAGUCCUUAGGGACUGGUUGAAGCGCGACUUCGGGCCAAUGACGUACCACUUGACACAGGUACUUACUGGGCACGGUUGCUUUGGUAGGUACCUGUGGCGAGUGGCACGACGAGAGGACACAGCGGUGUGCAAGCACUGUGACAGAGGUGAGGAGGACACGGCGCAUCACACCCGCGCCGUAUGCCCUGCGUGGGAUGAACCAAGAUCGGAGAUGGCGGCGGUUCUUGGAGCAGACCUAUCGCUGCCGGCAAUAGCCAGUGCGAUGGUCCGUAAUAGAGGCACCUGGGAGGCGGUCGUCGCGUUCUGCGACGCUGUCAUGUCCCUAAAGGAGGCGGCGGAGAGAGAGCGAGAGGACGAUCCCCUCUCGCUCCCUAUCCGCCGAAAAAGGACCGGGCGGAGGCGGGCCGCGUAUGACCGCCGCUUGCCGCCCUAA
This is a messenger RNA of Cydia fagiglandana, 948 nucleotides long. RefSeq lists its product as uncharacterized. The record is from RefSeq and is a predicted model, not a curated record. NCBI's taxonomy places the organism in Eukaryota, Metazoa, Arthropoda, Insecta, Lepidoptera, Tortricidae. The coding region runs from base 1 to 948 and encodes 315 amino acids. The transcript has a single exon.